Bipolaris maydis ATCC 48331 is the source of this 1020-nucleotide messenger RNA. RefSeq lists its product as uncharacterized. The record is from RefSeq and is a predicted model, not a curated record. Lineage: Eukaryota; Fungi; Ascomycota; Dothideomycetes; Pleosporales; Pleosporaceae.
GCGCCGUUUGCUGUGGAGUCCCCAAAACCCUCGGAGGUUCAUGUCAGAUAGAUCCGGAUUUUCCCAGAAAAACUCGAAAAGUAGUAAAUAUGGCCAAACCAAAGCGUAUGAGCGAGAUCUUUGCGUCAUCAGAAAAAGACAAUGACACAACCACAAUCACGGCAACACCACCCUACUCAAGCGAAGGCCCUACACUCCCCAUCAUCGGUGCCCCAGAAAACGAUUCCAACCCCGCCAAAAAGCGAAAAGCCCAAAAUAGCACUUCAGGCACCGCUCCAAAGAAACAAUCCCAACAAGUCUCCCCACAUACCAUCCACCCAUCUCUCUACGAACCCUGGACCCGCCUCCCACCAGACCUAUUCAAGCUCGUCGAAUCCCAGACACAACUGCAAGCCAUCCAAAACAUUGUUCCCGUCGUCUUCUCCAAGAAUCAAAAUGUAAAGUCUGGUAUCAAUCGCCUCAAAACCUACUUGGGUGCCUACCAUGAUCCCGCAUCUACCAUCGACAUGCCCGACGCUUUAAAGCGAGAUGACGUUGUCAUAGCAGUCUCAGCGCAAGGCGAAGGAACGACGAAAUUGGUUGGUAUCAUAGACAUGGUCCGCAGGAUCGUCGCGCCUAGUAGCAAAGAGGAGGUUGGGGAUGGGGUGGUGGAGACGUGGGCUAUGUAUACGAUGCUUACGAGCAUCGAUGUCGAACGGAAAGCGAGUGUUAUGGAAGUGAAGAAGAAAGAGGCGGAAGAGAUAGAGAGUGAGGAGGAAGAGGAGGCGUUUGAAUCUAUGGACGUGGAUGGGCGAGGAGCGCAGAAGGAGAAAGAUGAGGUGAAGAUGAAGAAGGUGCCGGUGCUGACGGUUUGGAUGACGAGGAAGAAGAUUCCGGCAUUUAGGAAUGCGUUUGGCGAACAGGUGUUUGAGGUGCAGAGGCUGGUGGAGGAGGAGGAUUGAACGCCUAAAGGAAUUUCUGAGGAAAGAGAAGUUUUGUUAUGUGAUAUCAGGGAUUCAUCCAUUUCCCAAUCGAUGAAUA